AUGACUCUGUCUGCCAAAGAAUUAAUAUUAAUACCGUUUGUAAUUGCGUGUUUGCCAGAAAUCAACGAAUCGGCUGUCCCAGAGGUUUCCAGAAACGAUGAGAUUGGAUCCAUCGCAAGAGGGGUUGUGACAAACUCGACGAGCAAUACUUCGACUGCUUGCCAUUUUCACAUUUUAGAAUCAUCCCUUAAAAGUGUCUUAAAAUUAAUGCUCAAUAGCAAAACGAAUGUAAUAAAACUGAAUGUCUGGAUUGAAUCGGUCAAUGAUACUAUGACUCUCCUGAAUAAAACUCGAGUCCUAACAGACAUGCAAUGGGCAAAUGAAAUAGGUCGUACAUUAUACUCGUUAAUAUUUGAAACAAGAAACCUACAAUCACUGAUUAGAUUUCUGCCAAACGUUACAUUGACUGCUGGAGUUCGCGAUGUGAACAUUGUUGUUUCUGAAGAAAACGAAAGGUGUUUGUUGUCGGGAAACAAUACAUUGGAUAAUGCCAUUUUUGAUUUCCUCCUGCGUCGGCUUUAUCUUGUCAGUGAUGAUGACACCGAUUAUCAGUUGUGUCGCACCGACAACCUCACAUUAAAUUGUUGUGCGAUAGUUGGAGAUAAAAAUAUACCAAUCUGCUCUUACUAUUCGUCAAUUGUGACAAAUUUUUAUAUCGUCAUUACAGUUGCAACUGUGUUGUUUUUUCCUUAUCUAGCGUUGCCUUUAAUGCUAGACUAUUUAAGUCGGUUUAAGAAAGAAAGUGAACAUUACACGAUCUCCGAUAGUCCAAUGGCAAUUUCAUCUAUAUUUCAUACGAUAUUUAUCGAAGGUCAUGGUCCAGCAAAGUCUUUUGGAAGGAAACUGUUAUUUUUAAUUUUUGUACUUGUGAUACGUUUACCCGUGUGGAAUGUUGAUGUAACUGAAUUUUCUACAAUAUUUUGGUAUAUCUUUCUAGGUUUAUGGACAUUACUGUUCAUGAUUUCCGAUUUAUACAGCUUUAACGAUGAUUUAUUUCAACACGCUCAUUUCGUACUGAAUGACUCAUCUCUUUUCUCUAAAGAUAUCUUUAGAAAUUCUUUCGAGAUUAUUACUUUGCCAUUUAAUUUGAAAUUAUGGUGGCGGAAGGUCAGUAAGGAAUGGCCACGUUUCUAUAAUAACUUGAAGUUAGAUUUAAAAAGAGAGUCAACUGAAAUGACAGAGCGUACUGGAUUACCAAAUAGAGAGUCGAGUGAAGUUACAGAGCGUACUGGAUUAUUAAAUAGAGAGUCAACUGAAAUGACAGAGCGUACUGGAUUAUUAGAGGUACAAGUACAGCAACAUGGAAACGAGUCCCAAGAUGGUGUUGAAUAUUCUCGACAAAAUUACCCGGAAACAAUCGGAUGUGUUGAAAUAUGGAAGUACCGUAUAUCUAUUUUUAUUUUAAUCCUUUUAUAUGUUGGAAUCGCUUUCCCGUUUUUAUGUGUUUUUGCGUUAUUGCUUUUAUCUUUCUAUUUUUGGAAAUUUUAUAAACGGGAUCCGUCAAAUUCGUCAGAAGUUCUAGCUGCAACAGGUUUUUAUUCGGGGCAUCUCUCUACCUCCGCGCUACUCAUGUAUUCUUCCCAUACAUUCUUUAGUUGUACGUUUUUAUUUACCAUUGGUCUGUUUCUAAACGGAGAAACAUACAAUAAUUAUUUUUUUCCACUUUCCACUAUCUUGUUAUAUUCAUGGACUAAUUGGAAAUCUUCGGUCGAAACAAAAAAUUUAGUACUAAUUACGACCAUUUACGAAGUUUGCAAAGAAACUACACCUGUUCAACCUACUGCACUCGCUAACUCUGGAGGGGAAAGAGAUGAUAGCGCUAACGAUGCUGAAACUAAGCUUCAUGUUAUAAAGUUAAACGAUGAUGGAGAACCAAUUAUUCCAAAAAAGCUGUAUAAUAUAGUCAGGGAAAAGUUCCUGCCGUACGAUCGAGUUUUGUUUUACUAUUUUAUGGGAAUAUUCUUUGUUACAGUCUUCGCCUUCUUUUUAUACACAAUGAUAUCAUUGUCUGAGAGAUCCGGUGUCACAAGCAGUGUUCAAGUAAUUGGUUCUAUGGCCGCCACUAUAUUACCGAUUAUUUUCGAUUUCGUUUGGAGAAAAAAUAGCGGCGAGCAAAAAGCGGCAAAAAUUACUGCUUUGAAGUUGAAACUGAAACGUGUUUUGAAGGUUUACAGUUCAAACGAAACUAAUGGGGAAAUUAAAGUGGAAUUUCAGCAACUGAAUAGGCCUACUUAGAAUGGUGACUGCGUCCUCAAGAAAUAACAUUAGUUAUGAGAAUGGAAAGAGUGUACUUCCAUGGAGGUUUUCUUGACUAAUUUUUAGUCUCAAAAUGUUCAAUUAAAGGGGAGUGGCAAUAUAUUUUUGAUUUUCUCGUUUGAAAAAACUUAAGACUAUAUAUCAAAUAUUUUGAUUAAAAGGAAGGAAAUGUCUGCCAUCUUCAAUUUUUGUAGAUAUGCAUGUCACGUCACAACAG
Paramuricea clavata is the source of this 2473-nucleotide messenger RNA. Lineage: Eukaryota; Metazoa; Cnidaria; Anthozoa; Malacalcyonacea; Plexauridae. The record is from the annotation of a GenBank genome assembly.